This is a messenger RNA of Chaetomium fimeti, 1299 nucleotides long. RefSeq lists its product as uncharacterized. Bases 1 to 1299 code for a protein of 432 amino acids. The record is from RefSeq and is a predicted model, not a curated record. Lineage: Eukaryota; Fungi; Ascomycota; Sordariomycetes; Sordariales; Chaetomiaceae. The transcript has 6 exons.
AUGUCCAUGACAGGGCCUCCCGGCGGUCCGAAGCCCGACAUCGACCCCGUCCGGGCCGCCGAGAGCAACACGGAGAUGAUACUCGGCGUCCUGACGGUGUUCCAUGUCAUCGCCCUCACCUUCGUGGCCCUCCGGGUCUACGCCAGAGCCAUCGUCAUGAAAACCUUCGGCAAGGAUGACAUUUGCAUGGUGUUAUCUGCACUAUGUGCGAUAGGAGGAUGGAGCGUGUUCAUCAUACAAGCCCAACAUGGCCUGGGCAAGCACCAGGAGACCAUCUUGCAGGAGGACAUGAUCGUCUUUCAGCAUGCUGGCUUCUGGCAGUCCAUCAUCUCGGCCACCUGGGCGCUCGGGUUCCUGAAAGUAUCCAUCGGCUUCAAUCUCUUGAGGCUGAGCACCGGCGGAUGGUAUCGCUGGAGUCUAUGGGCCACGAUAGUGAUCGUCUGCUGCUACACGUUCAUGGGCAUGAUGACCUUUUUACUUUAUUGCCAACCCAUGGAGGGCUACUGGAAUCCCCACGUCAAGCCCAAUUGCUACCCCAUCCCGUUGUUUGUCACGUUCGCGCUGGUCAACACGGGCUUCAACAUCUUUACCGACGUCCUCUUCGCCACCUUCCCGGUCCCUAUCAUCUGGACGCUGAAGAUGAAGCGGAAGCUGAAGGUCUACUUGAUCGCGAUCUUGAGCUUGGGAUAUUUUGCCGUGGCCAUGGGCAUCGUCAAGUCCGUCUACCAAAUCGCCUUCGCCAGAAUGCCCGAUAAAACGUUCAACCAAAGCAUCCAGUUCUGGGGCUUCCUCCAACUCCAACUGGGCAUCAUCGCCGCCUGCGCAACAUCCCUCAAACCCCUCUUCAGGCGCAUCCUCAACCUCUCCACCACCGACCGCUACUACGGCACGCCCGGCGCAGCAUACGGGUACGGCUCCCGAUCACGAGGCAACCGCAUGACGAUGCACCGCGGACACGGCGGCGCGGGGGCGGGCACGGGCACGGGCACGGGCACGGGCACGGGAACAAAGGGCAGCAGCAGCAGCAACCACAAGCAGGAGGAGUACGAGCUGGAGACGGGGGCGCGCGGGUCGGCCGACGACGGGAACCUGUCCAACGGCAAGGGCGAGACGUACAGCACGGCCACGAGUUUCUACAAGCACGGUUCGGCGGAGGGGUCCGGGAGCGAGGAGAUGAUACUGGGUGCUGCGCCGCCGGGGGUGGUGCGGCCGCCGCCGCAUGGGGGGGCGAUUAGCUCGGAGGCGGCGGUGAGGGGGAUUGUGAGGACGACCGAGCCCGACACUUGCCCUAGCAUGUGA